Camellia sinensis is the source of this 2522-nucleotide messenger RNA. RefSeq names its product O-fucosyltransferase family protein. Lineage: Eukaryota; Viridiplantae; Streptophyta; Magnoliopsida; Ericales; Theaceae. Gene Ontology annotation, cellular component: Golgi apparatus; chloroplast; cytoplasm. The record is from RefSeq and is a predicted model, not a curated record.
GUUGGUUGUAACAUAACACCGACGUAUGUGUACUUCUGUCUGUGUAUACGUGACCUCUUCCUUGAGCCUGUUUUUCAACAAGGAUUUGAGAUAAGGUCUGUUUGGCAAGUCAAUCCUUUUGUUCUGGGUGGCUGACCAUACCCUCCGUUAAUGGUGAUUCUUCUAUCAUCCAAGGAACAACACAUUCCCCAAUAAGGCAACGCCACAGGAUCAUCCUCAUCCUCAUGCUAUGGGCUUCAAUCAACACCACCACAACGCCGCCACAGAUGGCGUCCCACACCGAGUCAACAGCCCUCGAUUCUCUGGCCCAAUGACUCGCCGAGCUCACUCUUUCAAGCGCAACAACAGCAACAGCAACAAUGGCAACAAUCACAAUCACCAUGAGAUCGACGUCCAACUCAACUCACCCAGAUCUGAACUCGCCAAUAGCGCCAUUUCUGUUGAUGGGUCCGAGUCGGUAGUUGAAAAGAAGCAGUCCCACUAUCAUGUGACUCAGAGAGUUCAUGCGAAGAAGCCUAUUGGAUUUGGAUCUGUUGGUAGCGUAGAAUUGGGAUUUGGGUUGAGAGAGAAAAAGAAAUUGGGACAUUGGAUGUUCUUUAUGUUUUGUGGGGUGUGUUUGUUUCUCAGUGUUUUGAAGAUUUGUGCUAAUGGGUGGUUUGGAUCUGCUAUUGAAAGUGUCGGGUCUGAUCAGGAUAUAACUUACGCUUCCUUUCAUCAUGAUCCUUUGGAUCAAAGCUCUCAUGAUAACGAAUAUGGGAAGAGAAGAGAAAGUGAUGUUGGUCUUGAAGGGAGUGAUGUGGAACGAACUCUGAAGACAUUUAUGGUUGAUUAUUCAGGCAUCUGGUCCAGACCCAACAGUGAAAAUUUUACUCAGUGCAUUGACCUUCCAAGAAGUCACAAAAAGUUGGAUGCAAAGACAAAUGGCUUUCUUCUCAUAAAUGCUAAUGGUGGCUUGAAUCAGAUGAGAUUUGGGAUCUGUGAUAUGGUUGCUGUUGCUAAGAUAAUGAAGGCAACACUUGUCCUUCCAUCACUUGAUCACACUUCCUAUUGGGCUGAUGAAAGCGGCUUUAAAGAUAUGUUUGAUUGGCAACACUUCAUUGAGACACUCAAGGAUGAUAUCCACAUAGUCGAGACAUUACCACCAGCCUAUGCUGGAAUUGAGCCCUUCAAGAAGACACCAAUAUCUUGGUCUAAGGUCAGUUAUUAUAAAUCAGAGGUCCUCCCACUUCUGAAGCAGCACAAAGUAUUAUAUUUUACUCAUACUGACGCCCGGCUUGCAAACAAUGGUAUCCGAAAUUCCAUUCAAAAACUGAGAUGCCGUGCAAAUUACAGGGCACUAAAAUAUGCAUCCCAUAUAGAAGAACUUGGAAAGAUCUUGGUUUCAAGAAUGCGACAAAAUGGAAGUCCUUAUCUUGCUCUGCAUCUGAGGUAUGAGAAGGAUAUGCUUGCAUUUACAGGCUGCAGCCAUAGUUUGACUGCAGAAGAAGAUGAAGAGCUUCGUAAUAUGCGAUAUGAGGUCAGCCAUUGGAAGGAAAAGGAGAUUAAUGGAUCAGACAAGAGGCAGCUUGGUGGUUGUCCAUUGACCCCGAGGGAGACUUCCCUUUUGCUCAAAGGGCUUGGUUUCCCAUCCAACACUAGGAUUUAUUUGGUAGCCGGUGAAGCUUAUGGGAAUGGAAGUAUGCAACAUCUCACCGAAGACUUCCCAAAUAUCUUCACCCAUUCGACUCUUUCAACCGAGGACGAAUUGAAACGUUUCCAGAAUCACCAGAACAUGCUAGCAGGUCUGGACUAUGUUGUUGCCCUUCAGAGUGAUGUUUUCGUUUAUACCUAUGAUGGGAAUAUGGCAAAGGCUGUUCAAGGUCAUAGGCGCUUCGAGGAUUUCAAGAAAACUAUCGUUCCGGAUAGGAUGAAUUUCGUUAAACUUGUUGAUGAAUUUGAUGAAGGAAAAAUCUCUUGGAAGAAAUUUAGUUCCAAAGUGAAGAAGCUUCACACAGACCGAGUUGGAGGUCCAUAUCCAAGGGAAGUCACUGAGUUCCCAAAGCAAGAAGAGAGUUUCUAUGCAAAUCCCUUUCCGGGUUGUAUUUGUGAGCGCGAUGAAUAGAUGCCGAAAAAGGUUUGUGCUUUAUUUGAUUCCAUUUCAAAUUCAGUUCCGCUGCAAGAUAGGGUGGAUGGAUCUUAAGAUUUCAUCCCAAGCAAAAUUCAGUGUGAUGUGGAACCAAACACACAAGACAAUCUUCCAUAUGUUGCCCAAUUUGAAGUUCAAUUGCAGAUGUCUAAGGUAUAUACAUCAGGAAAGUACUGGGUUCAGGAGCAUCGAGCGGGUUAGGUCUCUCUCUUUCCGCGUAAUGACACUUAAAAAAGAGUGAGGUAGAAGUUUUUUGACCCAACUUGUAUGCAGUUUGAAUAAUCAACUAAAACACGAGGGGGUUAAUGCUGAAAGAUCUAUAUUUUACUUUUAAAUACGAAAUACUCCUAUACCACAGUGAUUUUAAGGUGAGUAUCUCUCAAGCUGCUCUUCCUUC